This is a messenger RNA of Amoebophrya sp. A120, 5637 nucleotides long. The record is from the annotation of a GenBank genome assembly. NCBI's taxonomy places the organism in Eukaryota, Dinophyceae, Syndiniales, Amoebophryaceae.
UGUGAAUGUUCUGGAUGCUUGCAAAUGUUCACCUCAGGUCCUCACAAAGCGAAUAGUAUCUGUACAUCCAAAAUUCAUCACAUAGUAGUUCUGGUUCUUUCCCUGCCUCCUAUCAGGUACGGUACGUCCCAAUGCGGACGCGCGCGUGGUAGAUGAUCUAGAAUGACGCGCAAAUUCAUUUCAGGUGUCAAUCUCAAUUUGUUUCGUUCUUUGGCGCGCAAGUAGUUCGAAAUGGACAUGGAGUGGACACGGUAGAGCGUAUCAACAGAAGAUGUUGUUCUACCGAAAGAUCCUCUUUUGUGAAAAAGUUUCUUUUGAAGAUAACCAAACCGCCGCGUGGUCGCGUUCCUUUUUUUCUUUCGAUCUGCCAUGUACAACUUCUCGCAGGGCAAAUACCUGUACUUGAAUGAGUAUAGCAAGCGAACAUUGAAGAUCUAGCGGUCUUCAGAUUAUUAUAGCCACACUCAACGCGCGGCAAGAAUUUGUUGUGUUUACUAUGUGGUCUACCUAAACUUAGAAAUUUCAAUUUCCUCGUUAUUUUUCCAAUAGAACAACUCUUCUAGUAGAGCGAUAUACCAUUUCAUCUCUUCCCGCGGCCGAGAACAACAACGAACUCGUCCAUCUUUUUUCUCAGAUUUCUCCUCCCCACUCCGAACAAUUAUGAAUCCCGUUUCCACGGUAUGACAGUGCACAACUCCCCCUCCCCCUCAUUUGUCAUGCAAAAACCCAAGUCCAGUUGCUACCUUGUGGCACCGCGUGCAUGACAAAUUCCGGGAAUCCGAACCGUACUACACUCGGCGCAUGAACUUGUCAUGCACAGGGUCCACCUGUAGUGGAGUUUGUAAUGCUGUUGAUACCAUACAAAUUAUGAGGGGGAGUGGGGGUUGUGCACUGUCAUACACGGCCCCCCUUGAUGACGAUCUCCGAGGAAAGUUGGCAGCAGCAUUGGCAUAUCAAGUGCAAAAGUAUCGUCCUAGUAUGAAUUGCAUUACAAAUUGCCUUAGCAUUACAAAUUAAUUUUGUAAUGCGGAUUUGCCUUGAGAAACAAAAAGAUUUGUAAGGCAUAAAUGCAAUUGUACGAGUGCGAUACUUUUGCUGUGGAUAUGGCAAAACACGUUUUCUAAUGCGCAACUGCUGGCACAACAAGGGCUUACGAACACGACGACGACGACGAACAACAGCAGUACGAACCAGAACCUGACCCACCAGCAGUUUAACCAAUAUAACACCCAAGACCAACAAAACCUCGCAGCGGUACAGCAGUUCCAAAACUAUUACGACCAAGCGGCGCAGCAGCAGUACAACCAGCUGGCACAACAGCAGUACUUGUAUAACCAACUCGCUUGGUACAAUACCAAUACCAGCAAUACGAAUACAAAUCCUGCCAAUACAACGAAUAGUACCAUGGGCUACUACGACCGCAGUUCCCGUAAUGCCGACAUAGGGGAUAUGGGAGUGUUAGGAUCGAAAUCGACAAAAUCGAAAAACUUGUAAUGCACAAAAUCGAUGCCAGUUAGACCCACAGUUUGUAGUCGGCGCAUGACAAACUUACCACGUCCUGGAAGCGAAUCUGUCAUGCGGUUUAGGGCAAAAUAGCUCCCCUCCGUCAUGCGAGCCACCAGCGCAAUAUGUGACACUUAGCAGGACUACAAUCUGCCUCCUUUGCGUCCUCUGCAAUAGAGGCACUUUUGCUGUCGCAUUUUCUGCAUGACAGAUUAUUUCGACCUUGUCGAUUUCGAUCCUGACGCUUCCAUAGGAGACAGCCGGCGGUGCAUGGGUUUGUUCCUCUCGCUAUCCCAUGUAAAAACGUCCCCACCCCAUAGUCAAGAUGGGGAAUCGACUAGACAAGUCCACGAGUUUUGGCUGUUUUGCAUGACAAAUUUGGAGUCGCCUUGUAGUGCUGUUUGAGGUCGUUCAGCAGCAUCACAGAUCUAGCACAUCGCGCUGAUUGGCGCAUUACAAACUCCAAAACGCGAAUAACAAAUGCUUCUCAUGGGGCUCCGCAUGACAAACAUUUUGAGCAUGCAGAUUUGCAUGACAACUCUGGGGUGGGGACGUUUUUACACAGGAUACUCGCGGGGGCGUCCCGGGGAGAAAGAUGUGUACACGGGGAAAUCGCAGGGCAUGAACGGGAGCUGGGAUGACGUUGGGAUCUCCCGGCUCGUGGGCGAGUGGCGGAAGGAAUUCAAGAAAGUGACGGAUAAGUACAGCCACAAGCCCGCGCACCAAAGACCCACGUUUCUGAUCACCGAUUUUCUUUUCGAACAAAACAAAAUUGGGGACGAAGGGGCCAAGACGAUCUUCGAGUUCCUGUUGGAGUAUAAAGUGAAAUGCAACGUUAUCAAGCUGUACAAAAACGACAUCGGGGACACCGGGGCGUACUACAUCGCGAAAUAUUUACGGGGCAUGGAGGACUACGCGGUCCGCGAGUUGCACUUGUCGGACAACUACAUGGGGGCGAAGGGAAUGGAGGACCUUUUUCAGGCGGUGGUCGGAAACAAAAUGUAUCCGAAAGAGGAGAGGCGAGGACCGUCGGUGUCGCUCUGUCCACUGUGGCUGCGCAUCGAGAAUAACUGUAUUCGCAUAUAAGCAUUUUUUUUUGUCAUGCGUGCCGCCAUGUCCAUGUGUUUACAUUUGUUGUUUUGAAUUUGAUUCGAAGCCUUACUUUGAGACGACCGCAUGUUGACCAGAGACAACUGCAUCGUCGAUUUUUGAUUCGUCCAAUGAUCACUGAAAUCACAGGCAUCACCAACUUUAUGGAGAAUUUCGCGAAGAUGGUACAGGAGGCCACCGACAUCCGGACCCGCUUCAUCCAGCCCGGCUACUGCAGCGAAACGGGAGCGGUGAAACUCUACAAGGACAAGGCCGGGAAGGAUGACGACAACUGGAAGGGGUACGUGAUCCGGGGUCAGACCGGCCCCGCGUUCGCCCCCUACACGUGCGCGGAGAUCAACGGCAACUUCCCCGCCCUGUAUUGCAAUGAGAAAUGCUCCCACCCCACACUUGGCACCAGAAUUUGUAUUGCAAACCUUUCCAAUAGAAACAUUUUCCGUCUUGCAUAUCUCAGCAUCACAAAUUUUCCAUUCUGAAUAGCUCGAAUUUAUUGUGUUGCGAAGGGGCCCAACAGCAGCGGGAUCUGUUAUGCACAAAGCACCUUGCGCAUCUAGAUUCUGCAUCAGAAAGGCUCGCAAUCCUUUCACGCAACACAAAAAGGUUUCAUUUGGAAACUUUGCAUGACAAACUUUUGCAAAUACGGGGGUGGAGGCAUUCUUCAUUGUAAUACCCUGCACGUCAUCUUUGGGCAGAAGCAGCACCUGCAUAAGGUCCAGUACACCCCCAGGCACGCGAAAAUGCCCCGGCCGGUAGACGCGUUGUAUCAAAAUGAAAAAUCCCCCCUCCCCAUAUCAAAGGGGGGAUUUGUGUAGCAUGAUUUGCGACCACAAAUCAUAUUGCCAUGCUAGAAGGCAAAAGGUGCGGACUGUAGAGCUGGCUGGCGUGGGAAGGCCUUGCAACCUCAGCAUGACAGGAGGCAGCUGGCAUAGGGAAACAGCAUGACAAAUUUCCUGCAAUUCAGGCAGCAACUGCUUCUCUUGGCCUUCUAGCAAUACAAGUCGAUUUGUGUACACAAAUCCCGCAUGACAGAUUUCCAAUUCGAUAUGGGGUGGGGGGAUUUUUCCUUACGAUACGUUGCUGGAUUUGUUUCCCGCCGGCGUGGCUUCCCCUAACUUCAAACCCACGGUUCCAUAUGAAAUGCAAAUAUGUCUGGGUCUGGAAGAAUCCAAACUUGUCAUGCAGAAUUUCCAUGCCCCGUGAGGUCUGGAAUGCAGGACCUAGCAUGACAGAAUCUGCGAGGUCUCUAUCGUGCCUCUUCUGCAUGAGAAACUUCCUCUCCUGGUGGUCAGAAAAGGGCAUCUUUUGUUGCUCACGCAAGAUGACAGAUUUUUGUGUGAGGCGCAGGAUGCAUCACAGGCUCCAUCCUUCCAGACAUCCAGGGAUAUUUGCAAUGCAUAUCCCAUCCUCGGUGACAAAUCCGGCCAGUCUGACCCAGAACCAGCUGACCAAUGGCGGUGGGAAAUCCGGACCGCCGCAGGGCGCGGCUGUUCUGGGGGGGAAAAACGUGCAAAAUUUGCGCCAAUUGAACAAAAACAACCUCCCGAACCCCGCAGCUUUGAUGUCAACCAACGGUAAUAAGCCCGUUGCUGGUAACUCCGCAGCUCCUGCCCCGUUACUCCCCCUCCGGGUGCCUCCAGCGAAAAACUCCUCCGCAGCGGCGUCAGGUGGCGGGGGCAAGAACAGUGGAAACAACAGCAAUGUGAAAGGUAAUGGGGCAAAUCAACAGCAGAGAGAACGGUCGCCCCGCCGUGGAGGUCAAAGUUCUAAGGACCACCAGCAGCAACAAGCGGCUGUCCCGAAACCGCCACCAACGCUGGAGCAAAUUAUCGAAAAUGGGGGUACGCCGGACCUGCUCGGUGGCGUGAAUUCGGAAGAGGAAUUCAACUUUGACAGCUUCAACGGCGGCUUCAACCCUUUUGCGGCGGAAAUGAACGACGAUGGAACGGGGAAUCAGGAUGGCAUGUUGGAUGACAACGGCGACAAUUUUGGCGAGAUGAAUGCCGGUGACGAUAACUACGACGAAACUACUGGGGACAAUUUGCAGACCAGCGCCGAUUCGGACAGCUUUUUCGUGAACGACAUUGACCGGGAGUUCGGGCCGCAGAACGAACUGAUCGAGCGGCACAACGGAUACAUUGCGACCAUGGGCCUGGAAGAGCUUCCGAACGAUUGGAUCUACGCGAAGGGGAUGGGUAACAAAUCGAAAAUCUACUACUUCAACAUGUCAACCCGGCACGCGACCACCAACCGGGGGGAAGUGUUUUUGGCCGGGGAGUGAAGAAUGAAAGAGGAGGAUGAUAAAGUCUCGGUAUUUCAUUCAAAAUACUUUAUUUCCUUGUUUGGUUCUUUCUGGCAAUAAAAAUAGAUGCUUGUUAAUAAUAUCUUUCCACGUGGCGUUGGUGCGGUAGAAGGGCCACCGAGGGUCAUCAAGAUCCACUCUGAGUGCAGUUUACAAGGGAUGAAUUUGGUCCGACAGAAAUCGAAAUGUAUGUUGACUGCACGACGGCAUAGAAAACAUUGCUUUGCAGGUACAACUACUCACCAGCGAAGAUGAAACUACACCUGUAACGAAACGUCGACGGAACUUCAAAAAACGCGAAAAGUGCCGAGCUCCGCUGAAGAAUUAUCUCCAGUCAAUUGGGAGAAGCGGGUGCGAGUUGCUUCCAAACAACAGAUUUAACGUACACGGUCUAAAAAUAAUUUUUGCGGUAUUUUAUUAUUCCGUGUGUCGACCACAGUGCAGCAAAAGACUUUUAGCAAAAGAGAAGGAACAGUACACAAAACUUUUUUGAGUAGUAUUUCUUGAAAACACAAUGUGCUGUCCUAAUUGAUGUCCAGCGACUUCUACUGGUCGCACCAUAACAAGGUGAUUGAUGUCCCCUGGCAGUCGGGAAACUGCAGGAAUCCGAUAGGAUGAAUUCAAUCCUAUCUGCCGAAGAUGCGAACAAACUCAUUUUUUUGACCGAUAACUUUUUCUUUUUGCGCCGAGGAAAAAUGAAUAACGGUAAACAAGGCCGUGCGUAU